This is a messenger RNA of Iphiclides podalirius (scarce swallowtail), 267 nucleotides long. Lineage: Eukaryota; Metazoa; Arthropoda; Insecta; Lepidoptera; Papilionidae. The record is from the annotation of a GenBank genome assembly.
AUGGGAUUUGUCGCACGAACGAACGAACCAAAAAGAAGACGACUCCGCCGAGCUCUUAUUCGGACAUCUGGAGCUGUGAAGAAUUCGCACAGUCCAGCCGUAACGAAACCAAUUCGAUCGACGCCCAACGGAUCCAAUCUCGAGCGGGAACUUCGUGGGAACGUACUCGUCAGCAGAGAUUACGCCACCUCCAUUGGUGGUGCACCGGACAACUGUAUGUGGGUUAGUAACACUUUAGUGGCGGUUAACAACUCGCCGGCCGAACAA